CAGGGUCUCAGUCCAACACAAAUCUCUCCUGAACACGAUGAACAGCGCUUCUGGCAAGAGCUACUAGCCCUGGAACCCGACCGUGCCUUUCUAACGCGUCUUCUGUCCACACUUCCCAAGGACGAGUGCCUCAGUACACACAAGCUGGUGCUCCAUGCCUUCUUUACCGUCUGCAUCAAGUUUGCAGCCGACCGCAAGGGCAAAGAGACUCGCGCCCACGCCGUUGACACGCUUUCUAUCAUGCUUCGUACUGUACUCGCCAAGAACCUAGCAGGCUGGGAGGUGAUGGAAAUCUUUGCCCUUAGAGUGAACGAAGCCGACGGGGUGUUCAUGGAGUUUGUAGGGAUGAUCACAGAUGUGCUUGGUGAUGAUGAUGCUCCUGAGACUCUUCGACAUCAGGUUCUCCAACUAGCCAUUGUCUUCACGUGUAGCAUCAGCCAGUUGAGCCCGGGGGCAUAUUUCCUGCGCCGAGACCUCUUCCCUUGUAUCGCCAAGGUCAUCACAUCCCCAGAUACCCAACGCUUCACUUUUGAAGCCUCUCUCUUCCUCUCUAUCCUGACAAAUUUUCACAAAUCCGAUGCAGCGAAGCUUAAUCCAUACCUGCAGCGCAUACGCGAUACGCAAGACAUAGAGCUCAUGCGUAAGAUUUGCUGGGCAGCGGGAUUUGCACUCGAUGCUGCUGUGAAGGCAUACCAAGAAAUCUCAGACGAUGGGAUCCCCACAUUCACAAAGAGCAUUGGAGCCUUGUUCACCUCGCUCCGACCCGACCGCGCGCUGGUGAUGGAGCCAUUCGACCCACCUCGAGAGCUUCUGAAGAAACAACCCAUUGAGGCGACCGUUUCUCUCCUACCCGUUUUCGAGUUCCUUUUCGUCAAUCCACUUUUUGCGCAGGUGCUAGUGGACAUGAUAACUCCACCUAAUGCCAAGCCGUCCAACAACAAACAGAGCGUACUGGUACCCCCGCUUGCCUAUAACAUUCUCUCACUGUCAUCCUAUGUGUUGACUCAUGCUUCGUCUUCGGCGUCAUCCCGUACGUUGUCUUAUGCAAACCUUGCAAUGAACACACUUCUUGUGAUGUCUGAGAACACGCAUAUAAUGUCAGUCUUGUGUAAGCCUGCCUCCUCAAAGGAGGUGAUCAGGCUCUGUCGGCAGAGACUUCCGCUCCUUCCAGUACCAUCGCCCACGCGUGCACCAAUUUGCGCACUUCUGGAUUGUUGUGUUUUAUGGAUGCGCCAUAAUUUACAUAAGCGGCUGGAGGUGUACACGUUUACUACGUGUAUCUGGACGUGCCAUCGCGUCAUAUGGUAUCUGCAGAAGGAAAGAAUGCGAUUAGAAUACGACUGGCUUGAAUUGUGGAAGGCUGUUGUCGGCUUACUCGGGUUUCUUUCUGGCAAAUUAGACAGUUUGGUAACCACUGGGGGCAUAGAGCGACUGGUCCAGGAGACUAUCCGGCUACUUGACCUUGCGUUGCGCAGAGCAGACCUAUUUUUGCCCACGCCCGCCGCCCUUCACGAGUUUAUCUAUGAAGUUGUCCGCUCUUCCGCGGUGAUUAGGAAGCAAACGCUGCUUUUACAAUCGCUAGGACAACCUACAUCUGCUGAUCGUGGGGCAUCACUGCGUUCUGACAGCGCGUCCAACGCUCUGGCUCGUGUUCUUUCUACAGUUGCCUACUACGAGGGGAAACUUGCAUCUGCUAGUACACGCAGUGCCAAGGACGCAUUCCGUACUGUUUCAAAAGACAUCGAGCAAAAUGGUUUACACAGCGCGCAUGAUAUGGAUGACACAGACCCACUGAAACAUGCGGAGGAUGUCGUCAGUUUCAUCCGUGUUGCGUGUGCAGACGGGCUGGCACUGAUGCCAUGA
Messenger RNA from Suillus clintonianus, 1863 nucleotides. RefSeq lists its product as uncharacterized. The transcript is spliced from 13 exons. Gene Ontology annotation, biological process: regulation of Golgi organization. The annotation marks the transcript as partial. Gene Ontology annotation, cellular component: cytosol. Lineage: Eukaryota; Fungi; Basidiomycota; Agaricomycetes; Boletales; Suillaceae. The record is from RefSeq and is a predicted model, not a curated record.